Molecule: messenger RNA, 1809 nt
Organism: Pistacia vera
Lineage: Eukaryota; Viridiplantae; Streptophyta; Magnoliopsida; Sapindales; Anacardiaceae
Product: mediator of RNA polymerase II transcription subunit 4
Exons: 1
Coding region: 241-1503 (420 amino acids)
Biological process (GO): regulation of transcription by RNA polymerase II
Cellular component (GO): core mediator complex; mediator complex
Molecular function (GO): transcription coregulator activity
Source: RefSeq, a predicted model, not a curated record
CGUACAUAAAAAUAUAAAAAUCAAGGAGCGUCUACCAGGCCCGACGAAGUAUCCAGAACUUGAAAUUCAGCGAUCAGGUGUCGUGUAAUUACUCUUCUCCUUGUGGCAGUCCAAUUCUCAAUCGAGUUCCUGGUACUUAUGAUUCUUAUACUCGACCUCAAUUCAAUUGUUUGAUUCAUGAAACACUGAAAUUGAAUCUAGGGUUUUCUAUUUCUCCUCCAAUUUUACACGAACAACACAAUGCUGCAACCUCAAAUUGUUCACUCACCAGCUAGAUUAGGCCUUACAAACCCUAAUUCUCCUUCUCUUCAAAACCCUACGCCUCCCAAAUUCCCCUCCUCCUCUCACCAGUUUCACCACCACUCCACGGCUACCUCCGCCUCCACGACCGCCACCCCCAAUCCUGCCCCCACCACCUCCACCACUACAUGCAACUCCUCAACUCUCCUCUCUCUUCUCCCGCCUCUUCCCCGAGCCCAAGCCCUUCUCCUUCAAAUGGCUUCUUUAGCCUCAAAACUCUUCGACGUCUCCCCUAAUCGUUCCCUUUGGAUCUCCGCUUUUCGCGGCUCUCUUCCCACGUUUUUGUCUUCUCAAAUUCAGUCUCAGCCCCCGCCUCCUCUUGAGUCUUCUCCUUCCACCACUAAGGAAAUUAUUUCUUCCUUUACUGCCCUUCAGACUCAGCUUUUUGAAGCUGUUGCUGAGCUCCAAGAAAUUCUUGACCUUCAAGAUGCUAAGCAAAAGAUUGCUCGUGAAGUUAAGUCUAAGGAUUCGUCUAUUCUUGCUUUUGCUAAUAAGAUUAAGGAGGCCGAGCGCGUUCUUGAUAUCCUUGUUGAUGAUUAUUCGGAUUAUAGACGUCCCAAGAGGGUGAAACUGGAGGAUGGUGAGGAUGAAAGUGAUGAUUCUUGUACCACGACUGUUGCAUCUAGGUUGAAUUUGUCGGAUAUUUUGUCGUAUGCUCAUCGGAUUAGCUACACGACUUUUGCGCCGCCUGAGUUCGGUGCUGGCGGCCCUCUGCGUGGAGCUAUGCCACCUGCUCCGCAAGAGGAGCAAAUGCGGGCUUCUCAGUUGUAUGCUUUUGCUGAUCUUGAUGUGGGGUUGCCUAAAACUGUUGAAACUAAGGAGAAAACAAUUGAGGCUAUCAUUGAGCCUCCACCUUCACAGCCAGCGGAUGUCAAUCCACUUGCAAAUUUGGCUGGUUUGCUUCCUUCAAAUUUCACAGUACCAUCAGGUUGGAAACCGGGGAUGCCUGUCGAGUUGCCCAAAGAUUUUCCACUCAUGCCUCCACCUGGGUGGAAGCCUGGAGAUGCAGUACCAUUGCCUCCAUUGGAUGCAAUUUCUGUGCCUAGAAUCGAUGAACAACCAAUGCGACCUAUUCCUCCUCAGGGAUUACAUAAACAACCUGAGACAAUCCAGGUUCGACAUGUUGAGUUGGAUAUUUUGGAUCAAGAUGAUGACAGUAGUGAUUAUAGCAGUGAAGAGGGAAGCUCUGAUGAUGAUAAUUAGCCGAAUGAUAGUUCUGAAGUUUUGUGGGCUGAAGUGCUGAUGUUAAGUGUAUUAACAAGUAUAGCUUAUGCAAUCUGAACAAAUAAAAUUUUUGUUUCGCUUAUGAAUGUUUCUUUCUUGCAAUGGUGAUUGUGAUAUCCUCAGGUAUAUUAGUACGGAAAUAUAUUCGUUAAUUGGAGAUAUAGGUAGAAUGAUAGUUGAGAGAAGUUCCGUGGAAAGAGUAGCAUGUAUGCCUGAAGUUCAUUCGUUGAGUUUCAACAACUUCCAAGUUAGAUUGUAAUUUUGAUAGAUUAAUACUUGUUGAUC